Messenger RNA from Recurvomyces mirabilis, 1995 nucleotides. RefSeq names its product Vacuolar protein-sorting-associated protein 33 (gene VPS33). NCBI's taxonomy places the organism in Eukaryota, Fungi, Ascomycota, Dothideomycetes, Mycosphaerellales, Teratosphaeriaceae. Gene Ontology annotation, biological process: intracellular protein transport; vesicle-mediated transport. The record is from RefSeq and is a predicted model, not a curated record. Gene Ontology annotation, cellular component: CORVET complex; fungal-type vacuole. The coding region runs from base 1 to 1995 and encodes 664 amino acids. The transcript has 3 exons.
AUGGCAGCACAUUCGGCCGGGAAGGCCAUCAAUACCCAGGACAUCACUGACAAAGCCAGGCGAGAUCUACUCCUCCUUCUUGAAAGCGUCAGAGGCAAGAAGAACCUGGUGAUCGAGCGAGCACUGGCCGGGACUAUCGGCCUCUUCGUCAAGUUCAGCACCCUUCAGGAGUAUGGUGUCGACAAGCUCUUCUUCUUGGAAAACCACAAUGUCGACUCCAGCCAACGAAAUAUCAUCUUUCUCGUGCGUGGCGAGAAGGCCAAGCAGGUGCAGACGGUAGCAGAGCAGAUCCGUCUCGUGCGAAGCGAGAGCAAGAUCGACCAUGACUUUGCUGUUAUCUGGGUACCUCGGCGGACUCUAGUCAGCAACCUGAUACUCGAAGAACAUGGCGUGCUUGGUGAGGCAAACAUCACAGAGCUGGCCAUGCAGUUCGUGCCGCUUGGCCAUGAUCUAUUAUCUCUGGAGCUCGAAGAUUCAUUCAACGACUUGACUCUGCGCAAGGAUCCUACGCCAAUCUUCGCUUCAGCCAAGGCUCUAAUGCUGCUGCAAAAGCAAUAUGGCCUUUUCCCGCGCAUCCUAGGCAAAGGCGAUAACGCUAGAAAGCUCGCCGAUCUGUUGCAGCGUAUGCGGAGUGAAGAGGAUGUCAAUGCAUCGUCUGACCCGAACAACAGUUAUCUCACUUCUUUCGGACUGACGCCGAGUACCGUGGUCGAAAACCUCAUCAUCAUUGAUCGAGAAGUAGACUUCCCAACUAUAUUAGCCACUCAACUCACUUACGAAGGUCUUCUGGAUGAGGUAUUUGGCGUAGCCAACAACACCGUUGAGGUGGAUUCGUCGGUGCUAGGUGGAGCGCCAGCACCACAGCAACAACAGACUGCUACUCCAACAACCACUCCAACAACAGCAACGAAGCGCAAAGUACCGCUCGACAGCACAGACAAGCUGUUCCCCGAGAUUCGAGAUGCAAACUUCGCAAGUAUCGGCCCACUUCUCAAUAAGACUGCACGAAGACUCCAGUCCGACCAGCAGAACAUCCAUAACCUAGAUCAACCAUUGUCCGACCUCAAGUCCUUCGUGCAGAAACUGCCAUCAUACCAAGCGGAACAGGCCAGCCUCAAGAUCCACACGAGUCUUGCCGAAGAAAUAACCAAAUUCACCAAAUCAGACACUUUCCGGCGGACACUAGAAGUAGAGCAAAACCUCCUCAUAGGGAGCGAAGGCAGCACAACACACGAAAUCGUCGAGGAGCUCAUCGCGCGUGAUAUGCCUCUGCAAACAGUCCUCCGCCUACUAUGUCUUGAAAGCUGCCUAAGCAACGGUAUCCGUCAACGGGAACUAGAGCACUUCAAGCGAAUGAUUGUCCAGGCAUAUGGGUAUCAACACCUCAUCACUCUUGCCAACCUCGAGAAGGCUGGAUUACUCAUCCCAAGAGAAAGUCAUAGAGGAUAUCUCAACCCCAUCUCCGGCUCAGCAGGCCAGACAGCUACAGAUUGGAAUGCCGUACGUAAUGGUUUACACUUAUGGAUCGAUGAAGUGGAGGAAUCGGAACCCAACGACAUUGCUUAUGCUUUCUCGGGCUACGCACCAUUAAGCGUGCGACUCGUACAAGCUGUGCUCCAAAAAAGUUACCUCCAGAACCUCGUCAGUCCGCCUCGAAGCGGUGCCCCUCCUUCCACUCUGACCGGAACAGGCUGGCGAGGCUUCGAGGACGUGCUAGCGAGGAUUAAGGGCGCGACGGUAGAUGUGGUGCAAAGGGGUCACGAUGCUGAUGUGAGCCAUGCACGGAGUGUCCUGCGAGGAAGCAAGGAAGGGCCACGGACAAGUAUCGUGUUCUUCCUGGGCGGUGUGACGUUCGCGGAGGUAGCGGCGUUGCGGUUCAUGAGUGGAGAGAUCGAAAAGGCGAGUGGGAGGAAGUUGGUGAUUGCUACGACGGGUAUGGUUAGUGGGAAGAGGGGCGUGGAAGGUAUGGUUGAGAAAAGGGGAUUUGGAGGUUGA